Molecule: messenger RNA, 1698 nt
Organism: Mytilinidion resinicola
Lineage: Eukaryota; Fungi; Ascomycota; Dothideomycetes; Mytilinidiales; Mytilinidiaceae
Product: MFS general substrate transporter
Exons: 5
Coding region: 1-1545 (514 amino acids)
Biological process (GO): transmembrane transport
Molecular function (GO): transmembrane transporter activity
Source: RefSeq, a predicted model, not a curated record
AUGGCCACUGCGGUCCCCGAAACAGAAAGCGAGCACAGAUAUGUUGAAGAUGAUCGAGUCGAGCUCCAAGACUCCGAUGCCUGGGACAAGCUUGGUUACAGCUUUCCAACGUGGCGGAAAUGGCAGAUUCUCUGCGUCGUCUUCUUGAUCCAAAUCUCCAUGAAUCUCAAUGCCAGCAUGUAUGCCAAUGCUGUCGAUAGCAUUUCCGAAAACUUCGGCGUCAGUCAGCAGGUCGCACGAAUCCCGCAGAUGACGUUCCUGGUAGCAUACGCGUUCGGAUGUGAACUAUGGGCUCCGUGGAGCGAAGAGUAUGGGCGCUGGCCAAUCCAGCAGCUCAGCUUAUUCCUCGUCAACAUCUGGCAAAUCCCCUGCGCAAUAUCGAAGCACUACGGCACCUAUGUCAUUUGUCGCUUCCUUGGUGGUCUUUCAACUGCUGGCGGAUCCGUGACCCUCGGAGUCCUUGCAGACAUGUGGGAGCCCGAUGACCAAGAAUACGCUGUCGCGUUCCUCGUUCUCUCUUCUGUCGGUGGCUCAGUCGUCGGCGCUAUCAUCGGCGGCUUCGUUCAGCAAUACAAGUCCCUUCCAUGGAUUUUCUGGACCCAGCUUCUUGUCGGCGGAGGAGUGCAGCUAGUCCAUCUCGUACUCAAUCCCGAAACGCGUGCGACGAUCCUUCUCGACCGUGAAGCUAAGCGGAGACGCAAGACCGGGGAAGAUCCGAACAUCUAUGGGCCGAAUGAAAUCCUCGGGAGCAAGCUUUCGCCUAAAGAGUUUUGGACUAUCUUCUAUCGCCCUUUCUACAUGUUCUUCACCGAGCCGAUUGUGCUCUGGCUCUCGCUACUCAGUGGCUUUAGCGACGCGCUUAUUUUCACGUUUCUCCAGUCCUUCCAGCCAGUAUACAAGCAAUGGGGCUUUGGCACUGUCGGCAUAAGUCUGGCCUUCAUCCCUCUCCUUGUUGGCUAUAUCCUAGCUUACUUCUCCUAUUUGCCCUCCAUUCACCACUUCCGCAAGAUUCGUCGCCGCGACCCCGACCGCCUCAAACCCGAAGUACGCCUAUGGUGGCUCCUAUUCCUCGCACCUCUCGAGGCAAUCGGCCUUUUCGGCUUCGCAUGGACCUCGCUCGGGCCUUCUUACGGGAUCCCUUGGAUCGCUACUAUGAUUUUUUCUACCAUGGUUGGUAUUGCAAACUACGCAAUUUACCAAAGUAGCAUCGACUAUAUGACCGCCGCUUAUGGGCCAUACGCUGCCAGUGCUACAGGAGGUAACGACCUUGCAAGAGACUUUCUAGCUGGUAUCGCGGCGUUGUACAGUACGCCAAUGUAUACAAACAUUCCGGGCAGACCGCUUGAGUAUGCCAGCACCAUUCUGGCUUGCAUCUCUGUCGUGGUCACAAUUCCAAUCUACGUCUUCUAUCGCAAGGGUCCGGAGAUCAGAGCGAAGUCGAAGUUCGCGCAGAGUAUUGAUCAAACGAGAGAGAAGAGUAGGAAGAAGAGGAAGAGUGUUUCCGGGCCCGGAGGUUCGACCACCAAGCAUAUUGAGCGUGUGUAGAUAACAUGGUCCCUCUCGAUGCAGCUCUUGGUGGCCCUGAAGUCAACUCAGGUAAUUACGAUCUUUGGCACAUGGGUACACAUACGUGUCUGAUAUUCCAAUCCAAUCUUAAAGACGUUCUACAGUACAUGCAGUGUUUUCUCUUCUAAGAAG